This is a messenger RNA of Trichoplusia ni (cabbage looper), 1170 nucleotides long. RefSeq names its product protein phosphatase 1 regulatory subunit 14B-like. Gene Ontology annotation, cellular component: cytoplasm. Lineage: Eukaryota; Metazoa; Arthropoda; Insecta; Lepidoptera; Noctuidae. The coding region runs from base 327 to 785 and encodes 152 amino acids. The transcript has 6 exons. Gene Ontology annotation, biological process: regulation of phosphorylation. The record is from RefSeq and is a predicted model, not a curated record. Gene Ontology annotation, molecular function: protein serine/threonine phosphatase inhibitor activity.
UCGCCACUCGGCUGAUCUUGGCGUGCAGUUGAAUUGGACGGUCCAAACUACACAGUCGAAGCUCGCGAGUCGCGUGGCUUCUGGCGCAACCGUGUGUUACCGCUCGUUACGCUGUUCUAAACUAAACGCAUACGCAUGUCAGUAUGUUUUGCUGAAUCGAAUGGUGAAGUGUUAAAGUGUUCGUCAAGCACAAGUAGUUUGUGGUCUGGUGGUCUUAGUCAUUGUAAGACUGUAAGGUGGUUCCGCCAACCGGCUGAGCUUCUCGGAGGGCAGUGACCGCAGACGCGAUCUCGAACCGCGGCAGCGCGAGCUCGGCGCCGUGCGGCAUGGAGUGCGGCGUGGCGGCCGGCGGCUACCCCGCGCCCCCCGCGCACCCCGCGCUCUCGCCCACCGAGCGCUCGCCCGCCAAGUCCGGCCUGCACGUCAACUUCAGCGACAAGGGAGAGGUAAAGGAGCGCCGCGAGAAGUUCCUCACGGCCAAAUAUGGCAGUCACCAGAUGGCGCUGAUACGGAAGAGGCUCGCCGUGGAGAUGUGGCUCUACGACGAGCUGCAGAAGUUAUAUGAGACGCCGAAGGAGGGCGGCGGCACGGGCGCGGGCGGCGGCCCGGGGGGCGCGGCGAACAGCUCGCAGGAGGUGGAGGUGGACAUCGACGAGCUGCUAGACAUGGACAGCGACGAGCUGCGGCGCCGGCACCUCACGGUUUUACUAGCUGAUGCCAAAAAACCACAGAAAGAUAUACAUAAAUUCAUCAACGACUUGUUAGAAAAAGCAAAAACUCUUUAGGCUACGGAACCAAAUCUCAUGAAUCGAAGGUGAGGAGCGGCCGCCUGCGAGCUGCACUCCCUCUAGCUAUAGUAUCUGUAAUCAUGUCCUUAGCUCGUAGUGUGUGUGUUGUGUGUAUGUGUGCGAGCGUGCAAGCGUGCGAGACGUCACGCUGUGCGAGUGUGCGAGAGAGCGCGAGGGAGGCGCGCCGGGCGACAGCGCUGCUGUGCUGCCAUACAUAUCACGGUCACUCACGUGAAGCCCCACACGAAACCAGCAUCUGGAUUCAGAUCUCAAAGGCCCUAGUGCCCUACGUCAUCGCGUCACCGAAACUCCUAACAAAGCUGGAAAGGUACCAUCUACAAAAUUUUAUAUUUGAAAUUAAAAUCGGUUAGAUCAUACUCGA